This is a messenger RNA of Schistocerca gregaria, 1351 nucleotides long. Its product is annotated as keratinocyte proline-rich protein-like. The transcript is spliced from 3 exons. The record is from RefSeq and is a predicted model, not a curated record. Lineage: Eukaryota; Metazoa; Arthropoda; Insecta; Orthoptera; Acrididae. Bases 175 to 870 code for a protein of 231 amino acids.
ACGGUAAAAUUGCAAGAACUGUAUUCCGCGUGCAACGGACACCAAAGCACAAUGUGGACGUGCACGAUUAUCUUUGGAACAGAAGACGCCUGGAACAAAUGCUACGCUGUUAGUCCCAGUCUUCAAGGAUAUUCAUUUUAGACCUAAUUUUUAUUGUCAAAAUUUCAGUAAAAAAUGUCACGGUUCUUCAAUCUUGCACUAAAACUGUAUCCAGCAUUUCAAGAGGCUGCAGUUGAGUCUACCAUAGCUCGAUACUCGGGAGGCUGCUCAUCGAAGAAGAAGAACAGUAACUGUGCUAAGAAAAAGGAUCCAUGCAAGAAACCUGAGCCGUGCAAGCCAGCUCCCUGCCCACAACCUGAUCCGUGCAAGAAACCACCGCCUUGUCCUCCAAAACCACCUCCAUGUCCAAAACCUGAUCCGUGCAAGAAACCAGAUCCAUGUCCAAAACCAGAUCCCUGUCCAAAACCAGAUCCCUGUCCAAAACCUGAUCCUUGCAAGAAACCAGACCCUUGUCCUCCAAAACCACCUCCGUGUCCAAAACCAGAUCCCUGUCCAAAACCAGAUCCUUGUCCAAAACCAGAUCCCUGUCCAAAACCUGAUCCAUGCAAGAAACCAGAUCCCUGUCCAAAACCUGAUCCUUGCAAGAAACCAGAUCCCUGCCCAAAACCUGAUCCAUGCAAGAAACCAGAUCCUUGUCCCAAACCCGAUCCCUGUCCAAAACCUGAUCCAUGCAAGAAGCCAGAUCCUUGUCCAAAACCUGACCCAUGCAAGAAACCUGAUCCCUGCCCAAAACCAGAUCCCUGUCCAAAGCCAGAUCCCUGUCCAAAACCAGACCCCUGUCCAAAACCUAAUCCAUGUCCAAAGUGUUAGUGACUAGACGAAAGAAUCUUCUCCAAAAUGAUAAUUUUGUCCCAAAGAGAGAAAACGUAGCCUAUAUUGAGUGUGGAAGCGACCUGGGCGCCCCGGGACCUUUUCUCACUUCCACAGUGGGGCCACCUACAGUCUUCUGCACCUGAUGUGUCUGACAGUAAGGAAAAUGGUGCAGAGGAGCGAAACAAAUAUCACAAGGAGCGUCGGUGCACGCGGAGACAAUUUAAAGCAGCCUUCGAGAAACAACAGAUGCAGUUUCAGUGCAUUUCCAUAAAUCUGUCCGAAUGUCAUUAAUUAUUUAUAUGGAGAUAUCGUUACUUUUCUUGUAGCAGGCACACCUUUAUACGGCAGCAUCAUCUCUUGGGUUCUGUGUCAAUAUCACGUGAAAAUGUUCGGCAAAAUUUCAAAUCAAUAAAAACAUGCAUUGGUAUGUAGAUACAUAUUACACAAAGAUCAAUUAAAUUUUAACGUUUUCUUCUCA